Messenger RNA from Acaulospora morrowiae, 174 nucleotides. Lineage: Eukaryota; Fungi; Glomeromycota; Glomeromycetes; Diversisporales; Acaulosporaceae. The record is from the annotation of a GenBank genome assembly.
CGCAUAUAAUGGACGAAAAGAAGAACCAUCACGGCUUUCAAAGUCAACAUGGGAUUCAGUCCCCUACAAACCCCUCCGUACUUCCUCCCCCUCAAGGUCAAGGUGUCCAACCGUUACUUGCCAAUGUAGAUAAUAUGGGAAGGAACACCAGUCGACCUUUGACAAACUCCAAGC